Olea europaea var. sylvestris is the source of this 902-nucleotide messenger RNA. Its product is annotated as F-box/kelch-repeat protein SKIP25-like. NCBI's taxonomy places the organism in Eukaryota, Viridiplantae, Streptophyta, Magnoliopsida, Lamiales, Oleaceae. The record is from RefSeq and is a predicted model, not a curated record. The transcript has a single exon. The coding region runs from base 82 to 885 and encodes 267 amino acids. Gene Ontology annotation, molecular function: protein binding.
AAAAGAUAACAUAACCCCUCCUUUAAAGAAAGUACUACCCCUACGCACAACUCUCUCUCUCUCUCUCUCUCUCUCGUCCAAAUGAACAAUCUUGUAACUUCCAACUCAUCCUCCACAGCAACCGAUUCCACCACCGAAAGGCUGAAUAUCCACUGCGAUAAGGCGGCGGAGCUCCAUCACCACCAGUCUUUGUUGCCUGGACUUCCAGACCAUAUAGCCCAACUUUGCCUUUUUUUGGUCCAUCCUUCAAUUCUCUACUCCGUUUGCCGUUCUUGGCGCCGCCUUAUCUAUUCUCCAUCUUUUCCUCCGUUUCUAUCUAUUUACACUCUCUUGAUAUCCACUCAAAAUCAUGCCAACUCCAUUGAAUACUUCUCCUUCGAUCCCAUUUCAAAUAAGUGGUGGUCCUUUCCUCCGCCGCUUACUGAUCCGUCGCCCCGCUUCCUCCUCCGCCACCGUUCCUUCAUUUCACGUAAACUGCCUAUACAAUCUGUUUCUGUUUCCGGCAACUUAGUCCUCCUUGCUGCCACCAACGACAAAUUCCUCCCUGCCCUCUCGAGGCCACUCAUUUUCAAUCCCUUGAUCAAGAAAUGGACCUAUGGUCCCCCAUUAUCCACUCCUCGGCGAUGGUGCGCCGCUGGAGCCUCCGGCGAUGUCGUAUACGUGGCGAGUGGAAUUGGGUCCCACUACAACACUGAGGUUGCUCGAUCUGUCGAAAAAUGGGACCUCAAAAACAAUAACAACAGCCAUUUCUGCCACAAAAAAUUAUGGGGUUUUGAAAAUGAUUGGAGGUGGGAAAGAAUGGGAGGGCUAAAACAAGAAAAAUUCAGUCGAGAUGCCAUCGAUGCUAUAGGUAUUGAGUCUUCCUUCCGACCCCUUAUAUAUUGAUUUUUAUUUUAUAUUUA